Molecule: messenger RNA, 770 nt
Organism: Amphimedon queenslandica
Lineage: Eukaryota; Metazoa; Porifera; Demospongiae; Haplosclerida; Niphatidae
Exons: 4
Coding region: 170-571 (133 amino acids)
Source: RefSeq, a predicted model, not a curated record
ACAAUUACGAUUACUGUAGAUUGGGAAAUUUUCAUGUUAAAAAUAAUUGGUGUGAAAUUUUAAAAAGUGUUUUAUUUUCAUUUGUUGACCCAUCUGCAAAGUUUAUUUAACACGGAAAAUUUUGGAUGCAUCAUAAAUUGGACACGUGGCUACUAACUCUUGAUGAUGAAUGGACAGCUAUUCAAUGGAAGUUGCUCAUGGCAGCACUGAAACUGAAAAGAAGCCUUUUGGGUAUGGCGUACAAUCUCCAGUUUAUUUUAAGGAUAUGAGUGGACGACUAGUAUUAUCACCAAAAGUUGAUGAUUCAAACACACUGCACUGGACUGAAGGUUCUAUUACAUUUACUGAUCAUAGUAUUACAGUGAAAACUCAUCAUUCAACAUCACCAGCCCAUCCUCAUAAAGUAUCACUUGAACUAAACCAGUGCACUCCAAUCAAACCAAGUACUGAUGAUCAGUGGAAGAAAGGGAAGACAACAUUAAAAGAUAUUAUUAAAGUUUUGAGAUCAGAAGAGAAAGCAAAACAUGAUAAAGACACUAGUGAAAUGUUAAUUGAAGAAUUCAAGCAGUAGGAACACACUUGAUAUACAAUAAUUAAUAAAAUGCAUCACAUUGGAAUAAGAGAUUAUUGAUGAGUUGUUUUUGUACUCUAUAGAGGUGAGAGUAUACACACUUUGUUUUAAUUCACCCACUAUUAAUUAAUUAUACUAUUAACUGGUGUAUUCAUUUGUUUUCAUAAUGGAUAUUUUUGAACUUUCUAUUGAAAUUGAA